AUGACAAAAGAUGUCGAACGCGAACGCUCAAGCGAUGAAUCUGAUUCUUCGAAGGACGAACAUCUCACAGAAAAUGAAAUGGAUAUUUCUAAUUCUCUUGUAAAAGAACUGGAAAUUGACCUUUCGUCCGGAGAACAAGAGGAAGACGUGUUUAUUUCAAAGCAAAUUCAAGCCAAAAAUCGAAAAAAGAAAAAAUCUGGAGGCUUUCAAUCAAUGGGUACUAAACCUCAACAAGCAAUAUUACACAAGGGAUACAAAGUCCCAACACCAAUACAGCGUAAAACAAUACCGUUGAUUAUGGACGGACGAGAUGUUGUUGGUAUGGCAAGAACAGGUUCCGGGAAGACGGCUGCAUUCUUGAUACCGAUGUUGGAAAAAUUAAAAGUUCAUUCGGCAAAGGUUGGCGCGCGAGCGAUUAUCCUCUCUCCAUCGCGCGAGCUGGCAUUCCAGACUCGAAAAGUAUGUGCAGAACUUUCCAAAUAUACAGAUUUGAGAAGUUGCAUAGUAGUUGGGGGUGAUAGCCUGGAAGAACAGUUUGAGAUAAUUGCGGGAAAUCCAGACAUGUACUUUUUAGCAACUCCGGGGCGUCUUCUCCAUUUGAUCGUGGAAAUGGAAAUGGAACUUAGGACUGUUGAAUAUAUAGUAUUUGAUGAAGCCGAUCGGCUAUUUGAAUUAGGAUUUUCCGUUCAAUUACACGAAAUACUAUACAAACUACCUCAUUCCAGGCAGACAUUGCUUUUUUCGGCCACUCUUCCCAAAUCCCUGGUGGAUUUCGCAAAGGCUGGACUGCAGGAACCGACUUUGGUGCGAUUGGAUGUCGAUACAAAAAUAAGCUCUGAUUUGGAGAUGGCAUUCUUUUCUGUGAAACAAGACGAAAAAGAGGCUGCUUUACUGUACAUUCUUCAUGAAGUUAUAAAAGUUCCCAUCAUCACCAAGUCGGCCUCGGAGAUAGCUGGCAACGCUUCAAAUAAUGAUUCGUCGCGCACGGGAGAACAAUCAUCGGCCUUGCAUCAAACAAUUAUAUUCGUUUCAACAAAGCAUCACGUAGAAUAUAUAGCUCAACUUUUGUCUCUAUAUGGAUAUCAAACUUCCUACAUAUAUGGUUCACUUGAUCAGACUGCGCGAAAAAUUAAAAUCAACAACUUUCGUUGCGGUCGAACCAAUAUUUUGGUUGUGACGGAUAUUGCAGCUCGUGGAAUUGAUAUUCCAGUUUUGGAAAACGUUGUUAACUAUGACUUUGUAGACAGUAGUAAAAUUUUCGUUCACCGAGUUGGAAGAACAGCUAGAGCCGGUAGGCGUGGAUUUGCCUAUUCUUUGGUGACUUCCGAGGAGCUCCCAUAUUUACUAGACCUCCAACUGUUUCUCGGUCGUCGCCUAUUGAUUGGUUCUUCAAACACCUUAACGCCCGAUUACACCUCUGACAUAAUCGUUGGAUGUUUUCCACAUGCUUCUUUUGAUCCGUACGUUGAAUGGGCAAAGGAAAAACUACGAGGGAUUCUCAACCUCAAGUCCCUAUGCGAAGUUUCCAAAAAUGGCUACAAGUUAUUUUGUAAAUCCCGACCGUCGGCCGCUCCGGAAAGUUAUAAGAGAGCAAAGGAAAUUAUGAUGAUGAAUAAUUACGUUGAUGUUCACCCACUUUUUGCAAGUCAAGUCGAUGCCAACGAAAAGAAUCGCUUAGGAUUCCUAAGUUCAAUCUCGAAUUUUCGUCCUCAAGAGACAAUAUUUGAGAUAGGCAGUCGUGGUAACCGAAAAGCAUCUUUAGCAGCACGCAUAAUGAAACAACAUAGGGAAGCCGUAUCAAAGAAAGUAAAAGCCCAUAGGCUCGAUCACUCGAGCACCAUCGAAAACUUGGACUCUGCUAAUGAAGAAGAGUCGAAAAACGACGAAAUUAAGAAGAGAAAAUCGGAUGAUAUGGUGGAAACUCGCACGUCAUUUGUUGAGGAAUCACAAAAGGUAGUCAUGGAUACUCGAGAUGAUGAACUCACCAAUGGUAUAAGCAGAAAGAAAGAGGGAUUGCGAUGGGACAACAAGAAGAAGAAUUUUGUCCGAGGCAGUGGAAUUGGAUCGGAUAAUAAGAAACUUAUUAAAACUGAAAGUGAUCCGCUUGCUAAAGACUAUGAAAAGAAAAAACGGAAACUUUCGAAAAGAUCUGGAGGUGAUGGGUUGAGUAGCGGUAAAGGUUCAAGUAAUUCCAAACUCAAUAAUGAACUAAGGACUGCGGAACAGAUUCAUAAGCAGAGGAAAUUAAAAGAAAAGCGAAGGGUAAAAAACGCAAGACCCAGUCGAAAGGGGAAAUUCAAAAGAUAA
Acaulospora colombiana is the source of this 2307-nucleotide messenger RNA. Lineage: Eukaryota; Fungi; Glomeromycota; Glomeromycetes; Diversisporales; Acaulosporaceae. The record is from the annotation of a GenBank genome assembly.